Molecule: messenger RNA, 1726 nt
Organism: Moneuplotes crassus
Lineage: Eukaryota; Ciliophora; Spirotrichea; Euplotida; Euplotidae
Source: the annotation of a GenBank genome assembly
AUGGAUUUGAGUCCUCCAAAAAGUGGUAUCAAAAAACUAAGGAAGAAGACCCUCAAAAAACUCUCGGUUGGCCAAGUUCCUCAGAUCGUGAUCUCCCGAGCAAUUUCUAAAUAAGUUCAUUAAUGGCAAUCAAGAAGGAAAAUCCAAAUCAGGCUCAGGCUCGAGAGGUCCUACAAGCAGGAAAAAGAGCUUUAUUUACCUUAAGAAGAGAGGCAAGUCGAAUGAGAAGAAGCAGGAUAAGAACAUCUUGCUGCCACCUCUCUUAAUGCAGCAUAUUGGCUCACAAGUCUGUUUUCCAAAAAUAUCUAAUGGUAAAAAUAGCCGGAAGGUUAAGAAGUCCCCCAGAGGUAGUAUUUCUCAUAGUAAAAGUGGUAAGAGGAAGAAAACCUUGACUAAAAUAACACUGAGAAGCAACAACUCCUUCAAAGGUCUAGGGUCAGGCACUUCAACUCCGAGUCGAAUUGUUAAUUUCCUCACAAAGACUAACUCUUCUUCAAAGAAAAUCGAUGCUAAUAAGAAGGGUAAACCAAUCAGUGAGGUCAAAACCCAAGUGGCUUAUAAGAGGAAUUCUAGAUCUAACAAACUAGAAACAAAUCCUCUCUAUGCAGGUUUACCAAAGAGUUUAAAAUCUCAGUUUCAAAGUAGGCCACACAAAAUGCCUAGCUCAAAAGAUGUAAAACCUAAGAUGAAGGUCUCAUCGAAUUCUAUAUUCCCGCCUACAGUUGUAACAAAAUAAGGUAAAGAGUAAACAGAAUACUCCAAGAAAGAUUCCACGACUCCAAAAAGAGCACAACUAUAAGGCAUCUUUCGAGUCUCCUUUUAACAAAUAAGCACGACACAAGUCAGGUGUCUCAAACCGGAUUUGCUAGUAUGGUAGAGGCCAAGCUGAACCUGACGAACAUGAUUCAGAACUCGGCCACGAUCGAGGACUUGUUGAACAUGCCUAGUGAGGGAAGUUACCUCCAGUGAAAUGCUUCCAAGAAUUCUCCAAUCAGAAAGAAAUCUCCAAAAGAAGUGAAAAUUCUCCAAGUUUCGGAAGAGAUUGAUCUGUACCAGGAAACUAAUCUGGGGAAAAGAAAGUCCUCAAAUGGUAAGAACCUCACGGUCAAGAAGGUCUUCAAAUAAGAAGGAUGCAGUCCGGUAUAUACUUAAUCGAAAGGACAAUUCUCAGCAUAAGUUAGGUAUUAGAGACAUGAGCAAAACUCCUACAUUGGACGCUAAGAGAUAUAAUAACCAGUUUGGGUCCUCCCAGUUUAGCUUUAAUCCGAUCAGAGUGGCCAAUCAGUACAGAAUCCCUUCUGAAAAGAGCCAAAUUGAGCAUACUAAAAUAGAAAAUUCUCAGCCAAAGGAGGAGGCUAAAAUACCACAAUACGUUAUAAACUAUGAUAAAAUUAGAUAUGAAGAUUCCAUCCACGACCCUCAGAUUUCUAACAUUGAGUAUGAGUCAAGCUACUUUAUGAAUAAAUCUUUAAGAGAAAGCCUGGACCAGACCCAGCAGAUAAACCUGAGUGAUAUAGCUAAUUCAGUUUCUUCUCGAUCUCGAAGAGUUUCUCCUGAAAAUCUUCCAGAAUCUCAAAGCAAGUUUCCAAAAUUUUCAUCGCCAAAGAAGCCAAAUGAGCGUUAUAAAUUAAUUGAUCCGACAGAUGACUCUUUAGUAGUCUUGCAGGAGUCUAGAUCGACUACCAAACAAAAUGACCAAUUAUCCACCUCCUAAAAUUUUCAAAAA